UAUCAGAAUGACCUCCUGUGAUGGCACCCCAACAUCGGAAACCUGGUGCUGUGGCAUAAAUAACACAGAAUGCUGUAAUUCAGACAAAGCAAUCACAAUUGCGGCGAGUUUCGGCUCUUCAACUUCAACACCUUCAACAUCACCAUCAGGCUCUCCAUCUGCUGACAAUUCCUCCGCGGGUCUCUCAGACGGCGCAAAAGCCGGUAUUGGUGUGGGUGCUGCUGUGGGUAGUAUCGCUAUCAUAGCCGCCGUUUCGUUUUGGUUUAUGCGACGGCGUCGACAAAAAUCGACUGGUGAUGUCGAUAUGACAGAUGUCAUGUCAACAGGGCCUGUUUAUCAGGGUUUUACUGCAGUACAGGAUCAGGGGCCACGGGAGCUAGAUGGGCGUGGCAUGGCGCAUGAGAAGCCGGCUGGCGUGGAGGAUAUAAGACAUGAGCUGCCUGGGGAGUCUGGACACCGGUGAGAACGGAUGUGGUAUUGUGAUGUCUUAGACUAAUUGGGGCGAUAUACUUUUAACGGA
This is a messenger RNA of Aspergillus glaucus CBS 516.65, 520 nucleotides long. Its product is annotated as EGFR-like transmembrane domain-containing protein. Bases 8 to 463 code for a protein of 151 amino acids. The transcript has a single exon. Lineage: Eukaryota; Fungi; Ascomycota; Eurotiomycetes; Eurotiales; Aspergillaceae. The record is from RefSeq and is a predicted model, not a curated record.